CCGAAUGGUUUUGGGGAGUGAAAGGUUGGAAGGGUAGAAGUGACCUGGGGAAGAGGAAGAAGCGAUGUCGGCAGUUGCUCCAAAGGGAAAGGAAAAAGUCGAGAUGCGAAAAACGCCAAGCAUCGAUAAAAUUCGGCCCUCUUCCGCCGCCCUUUCGUUCCGGCCCAGUGUCGCGCCGCUCGGCAGUGUGUACAGCGCCUACAGCAAAUAAUCAACGCUUGCCUUCAGUUCAUUGCAUCGGAUUGGCAAUCAGUCGUGUACCUUAUCGCGUUUACCGAGAAGUCAGUCCGGAAUUGUCCUUUAAUCAGCAAAGCGCCUUUGCGCAGCAACAACAUCCUCCGCGAGAAGUUACACCAAGAUGAACGCAUCGUUUGUGAGUGCCCUGACGAGGGCGCUGCCGUCGAUCGGCAGACCUCUUCAGCUUCGGAUUUCUCCUCUCAGUUCGAUAAGGUCAUUCUCAUCAACUCCGGCGAAACCGGCGAACACCUCUGGAGAGGCCCGUGAUUUGGAGAGGCAGAUCCUGGGCAUAAAACCCAAGGUCGCUAACUCCGACAACCAACACUCUGCGCUCGAUGAACUCUUCGGUUCUACAAGCCUCCGGUCUUCUGAGAAGACAACUUACAGCUUCCAGAAGUUGCAAGGUAGCCUGGAAGCCGAAAUGGUCGGACAACCUUAUGUCGACCGGUCUCCCCCCUACAAUCUCCAUGUUUAUGCCCACAAGCACAACACGAUCUUGACUUUAACUCGACCCAAUGGCAACCCGAUGUUGUCUCUCAGCUGUGGUCAUCUUGGUUUCCGCAAAGGUGGACGUUCUGGUUUCGACCCGGCAUUCCAGUUGACCUCUCAUUUCUUUGCCCAGAUGCAGGAACGGGGCUACAUGGUGGAAAUCAAACGCAUGACACUCAUUUUCCGCGACUUCGGACUUGGCCGGGAUGCUUUCACCAAAGUCUUGCUGGGUAACGAGGGGAAGCACAUCCGAGGCACGAUCUGUCGCGUAUCGGAUUCCACCCGCGUCAAGUUUGGUGGAACGAGAAGCAGACAUGUACGGAGACUGGGUUAGGAGAAUCGCCGCUUUAGGAGUUCUGUCUGGAGCUAUAUGUUUUUACUCGAAGCAAAAUAUCAGGGUACGGAUUAGCUAGCGGGGAAAGAGCAAGGGUACAAUUCUGUGAUACACCAGGUCUGUAUGCCGGUGGAGUUCUUUGGAUCGAGAAGAGCGUCUCUUCUCAGCGCUUGCAACGAGAUCGGCUGCAGGCUCACAGCACUGAAACUAUCACCGGCUCGACAACUCGAUCGGGAGACGAUGAGGCCUUGCGCUACCCACGAUGUUCUCUUUUCGCCUAUUUCGCCUUAUUCGCCUAUGUAUACUAUCUAUUGUCAGCCUAUUACUGCGACUUGGGACAUCUUUCUAUAUGAAUCACACCAAUAAGAACCGUG
Messenger RNA from Aspergillus uvarum CBS 121591, 1434 nucleotides. RefSeq names its product mitochondrial 37S ribosomal protein uS11m. Gene Ontology annotation, molecular function: structural constituent of ribosome. The coding region runs from base 359 to 1060 and encodes 233 amino acids. Gene Ontology annotation, cellular component: ribosome. NCBI's taxonomy places the organism in Eukaryota, Fungi, Ascomycota, Eurotiomycetes, Eurotiales, Aspergillaceae. The transcript has a single exon. The record is from RefSeq and is a predicted model, not a curated record. Gene Ontology annotation, biological process: translation.